Molecule: messenger RNA, 3332 nt
Organism: Morone saxatilis (striped sea-bass)
Lineage: Eukaryota; Metazoa; Chordata; Actinopteri; Moronidae
Gene: gucy1b1
Product: guanylate cyclase 1 soluble subunit beta 1
Exons: 13
Coding region: 122-1978 (618 amino acids)
Biological process (GO): cGMP biosynthetic process; response to oxygen levels
Cellular component (GO): guanylate cyclase complex, soluble
Molecular function (GO): heme binding; guanylate cyclase activity
Source: RefSeq, a predicted model, not a curated record
AGCUGAGGGAAAAAGGGGGAAUGGACGCAGAGACACUCAGCAUCUGUACCAAACGAUGAACGUAGUGUCAGAUUCAACGGUUGUUGCUUAAAAAUAAAGGAAAAGAAGAACAGCUUUCAUCAUGUACGGGUUUGUCAAUCACGCCUUGGAGCUCCUGGUGUUAAGGAAUUACGGCCCGGAGGUGUGGGAAGACAUCAAGAGGGAGGCUCAGCUUGAUAUCGAGGGUCAGUUCCUGGUUAGAAUCAUAUAUGAAGAUGCCAAAACAUAUGAUCUUGUUGCUGCUGCAAGUAAAGUUCUCAAGAUUGAUGCGGGAGACAUCUUGCAGUUGUUUGGGAAGAUGUUUUUUGAAUUUUGCCAAGAGUCGGGAUACGACACCAUCUUGCGAGUGUUAGGAUCGAAUGUUCGUGAAUUCCUGCAGAACUUGGAUGCUCUACAUGACCACCUGGGUACCAUUUAUCCUGGAAUGAGGGCUCCCUCGUUCCGCUGCACCGAUGCAGAGAAGGGGAACAAUCUGAUUCUUCAUUACUACUCAGAGAGAGAAGGCCUGCAAGACAUUGUGAUUGGCAUCAUUAAAACCGUCGCUCAACAAAUCCAUGGAACAGAGAUAGAAAUGAAGAUGAUCCAACCGAAAAGCGAGGAGUGCGACCACAUCAAGUUUCUGAUUGAGGAGAAGGACUCGGAGGAAGAGGCUUUCUACGAGGACCUGGAUGGUUUCGAGGAGAACGGCACACAGGAGACUCGGAUCAGCCCAUACACGUUUUGCAAGGCCUUUCCAUUCCACCUCAUGUUCGACAAAGACCUGAUGCUCACACAGUGUGGGAACGCCAUUUAUCGAGUCCUGCCUCAGCUCCAGCCCGGUACCUGUAUCCUCCCUUCAGUUUUUUCUUUGGUCCGUCCUCAUAUUGACUUCAGUUUUCAUGGCAUCCUCUCCCACAUCAAUACCGUCUUCGUUCUGCGAAGCAAGGAGGGCCUGCUGAAUGUGGAGACUGUAGAGAACGAAGAUGAGCUGACGGGGGUGGAGAUCAGCUGUCUGAGAUUGAAAGGCCAGAUGAUUUACUUGCCAGAGGCAGAGAACAUCCUUUUUCUUUGCUCACCCAGUGUUAUGAACCUGGACGAUCUCACACGAAGGGGACUGUACCUGAGUGACAUCCCACUACAUGAUGCUACUCGUGACCUGGUGCUGCUAGGUGAGCAGUUUCGUGAGGAGUACAAGCUGACCCAAGAGCUGGAAAUCUUGACAGAUCGUCUGCAGCACACACUCCGGGCCCUGGAGGACGAGAAGAAAAAGACAGACAGAUUGCUCUAUUCCGUUCUGCCGCCAUCUGUCGCCAACGAGCUGCGACACAAACGGCCUGUCCCAGCAAAGCGCUAUGACAACUUGACUAUCCUCUUCAGUGGCAUUGUAGGAUUCAAUGUCUUUUGCAGCAAGCACGCCUCGGCCGAGGGAGCCAUCAAGAUAGUCAACCUGCUCAAUGAUGUUUACACACGCUUUGACAUCUUGACAGACUCUCGGAAUAACCCCUAUGUAUACAAGGUGGAAACAGUGGGUGAUAAGUACAUGACAGUGAGCGGCCUACCAGAGCCGUGCAUACACCAUGCAAAGUCAAUCUGCCACCUCGCUCUUGAUAUGCUGGAGAUUGCUGGACAAGUCAAAGUGGAUGAUGAACCAGUACAGAUCACUAUUGGGAUCCACACAGGAGAAGUGGUGACUGGCGUGAUUGGCCAGAGGAUGCCCAGAUAUUGCCUUUUUGGAAAUACGGUCAACCUCACAAGUCGUACAGAAACUACUGGUGAAAAGGGAAAAAUAAAUGUCUCAGAAUAUACCUACCGGUGUUUGCAGUCUGCUGAGAAUGCUGACCCUCAGUUUAAUUUGGAGUAUCGGGGUCCCAUCACCAUGAAAGGAAAGAAGGAACCAAUGAAGGUUUGGUUUCUGUCCAGGAAGCCCACUGACACAGAAUCCACCACAGUUAAAGCUUAACAAUUCAGAUUUAACACUAAAACACCACAAGUGUUGUCUAACAGAAGCUUUAGUAUGGUACUGUCUAAUCAGACAUUUCUCUAUAAUUACACACAUUUUGAGGCAGGGAUGAGAGGCAGUAAAAUAAAAAAUGAUCCAUCCACACACAAACAGAUAUUUUUAAUAUGAUAAACAGCUGUUUCAAAGUGAAUUUGAACCUGUACCGUUGCUCUCUCUGCUUGUUUCUGCUUGAUCAUGAUCUGUCAUGACCUCACAAUAUUUUUUUAGCGUAGUCACAAUAGUGAAGUGUUUCAUGAAUAGUAGACGUUAGUGACGCAGUAUAUGGUACAUUAAAGUUUGAUACAUUUUUGGACAAAAUAUUCUCACAGUGUAAUUGUACAUAAUAUUACUAGAGGUUUUGAUAAGCAAAACAUUUCCCAUAUAUGGUAAAUGUUUUUAGAUGCUAAUUUUGUCAUAAACUAUAUAUGUUCUGAAGCCAGCCAGAAAUACUGAGAAUUUAUAGACUUUACUCUGUAAGCUCAAAUAACUUAUUCUACUUAAUAGAAUAUGUUUUAACCAUUGCCAUUUUCACUUUUAAGAGUAUUAAUGAUAGAAUUUAGAUUUAAAAUGAAAGACUUGAGUGUAGUAAAAACAGAUCCUAUAGUUUUAUGUGUUCGUGCCAUUACAUUACUGACACUAAUUGAGGGACCCAUUUUUGGUUGAUUGGAUGUGAGAGUCAUGACGUUUUACACUGAAUAUGCUACACUGGCAUCAGUAUGAUUAAAAUAAAUUCAAAUUUAGAUAUUAUAGCUGUUGUAUUUAUAUAUAUCACCAUGUUCACAAGUUUAUUUGGCACAAAAGUUUCAUUAGAUUCAUAUAUUGUCAUGUUCAGUAUUUUUUUCGUCACAAAUAAUACAUGUUGAGCCAUUAUUAAACCUGUACCAUCAUGUAUCUAUCACUAAAUUAUUAAAACAGAUAAGAUAAUUUAAAACAAGCACUAUACACUACUUUAUUUAAUAUAUUUAUUACACAUCUCUACGUAUCGCACAUUCCACUUUUUGAGUACUAUUUUCAGUUCUACUAAAUGUUGUUCGAGAUAUACUUAAUGAUCUACUGGUACAUAUUUAUUGUUAACAUUAUAUUAUUUGGUAUUUAUUCCUUUUUCAUGAUAAAAUGUAAUUAUGACCUUUAAAAAACAGAAUAUACAGUGACAAAAGACAAGAAAAAAAUAAACUUAAAUAUGGAUAAAAGUACUGUUUGUGCCUCUAUAAAUUACAUUAUGUGCUGUAUGUGUUUGAUUAAUUUCACAUGAGUAAAUGUACCACACUGUUUUCACCCUAUGUCGUUAUUAUUAAACUUCACAUAAUGUCCUCCA